UUGGAGAGCCAUACAUUGUCGUUUUACCAUCAUUUCGACGUCCUCUUGCAAUCCGACGUCCGAUAUACGGACGUCGAAUUGUUUUGCCCAAUUCUCAAUGUAUUAUGACUUCAUGGCACGUCCUGAGUGCGUAUGUCAAUUUUUGCCGAUGACGUCAGGUAUUCUCAUCGUGUACAAAAUCGUAUAUUUCAGUUCAAACAACGAACGACCGUAGCGCUGACUACUACCUCUCGCGUAUAUGUUAUAUACAUCUUCCCCGUUUCAUAUUGAGAGGAUUUGACGACAUAAAGUUUGGCAACAUAGUCUCAUAAUAAUUCUUAUACAGUGCGAUCAAGGGACGUCCGUUAUACUUUGUUAUCUAAAAAAAACUGUUUUCCAUGCGUAGCGUCGCUUCUCGAUGAAGUGCUUGGAUCUGCAUUUAUGAAUACUCACGAAAAUCGUCUAUCCACUUAUCACCGUGUGAUGAAGUGAUGAUGAUGUGAGAGACAGAAAGGAGAUGAUAGUAUAUCAAUUAACUACCUUCGUGAAUUUCAUAACGACCAACCGUUAUGGGAUGUUUAAUUGAUAUCUUUGUUUUUUAUGGAAAUUGUUGAUCUGCUAUAUAAAUAUUUUUUUUUAAAUAUUAUUGAUAUUAAAUGGAAAAUAACAAAUAAUAAGGGUGUGGUAGAAAAAUCUAUCACAGAAAUUGGAAUGACCGUCGAUAAAAACAAACGACUCGAAUCAUUGAUUCUCUAGAUUGAAUGUAUUUUCGAAAGUAAUAUAUCCUUUAUUCCUGAAGGCUACCUCACACGGUCAAUAUUAUUGAAGCAAUAUCCAUAUUCAUCAAUAUAAUUAACGUGUGAGGAGUACAUAGAAAUAAUCAUAUCUAUUGAUGGCGAUAAUUUAAAAAAAAUAAAGAAGCACUGACCUGAAAUCAGAAGCUUUUGCGCGUUUGUCUAUAUUGGGAAAAAGAUAAAUCCAAUUUGAAUACCCUGAGGGCUAUUGAUUUGAUUCUACUCGUUCAUGAAUUCAUCUUUCCUUUUUGAAUCUUAAUUCUACGCUGAAAGUUUUGAAGUCGUUCCUUCCACCCUGUAUACCUCGCGGACUAUUUUCAUACCUACAAACUACAUUUUCAUAAAAAUUGGUCGAGUCGUUUCGGAAAAGUUCGUAAAUUAUCACCGUAACACGGAAUUUUUACAUAUAAUAUUUUCCUCGUUGAAAUUUCAAAGUUCAUCAACUUCAAUGGUUAGUUCGAAAAAAACGUUGUCUCAGAAUUAGUAUCUCAUCAUUCUCAACCCACAUUGGAAUUGAUAUACAUUAAUGCUCCGAUCGGUCAUGAAUUAUAACACAAUAUAUUAAAUUCUAUUGCUUAUACAUCUUCACGAAAAAAAAAAUGUGAUACAACUAAUUCUUGGAAUAACAUUAGGCGAAAAUAUAGGGACCAAUAUGAAUAAAUUUCCAAUUCAAUUUCAAUUUGACGACAAACAUCAAUUCAAUAAUUGCAACCAAAUGAGAGAUUUAGGGUUUUUUAACAAAACUACAAAGAAUCUAUAGGGGCACUUGUAUAGAUCUAUAUAUUAAUUUAUUUUGAUUAAUCAGAAUUGGGGAAAACAUUCUUUUGACUUAUUCGUAUGUUUUUAUUUUUUUUAUGAUAUUCCGUUACUAGCGUAACUAUACACAUAUCUUAUCACACUAUUCCUAAUAGUCAAAUAUAUACAUGUAGGGCUUUUUCUGAUAACUUUGGAUUUACAUCUUCCGAACGAAUUAAAAAACUCUGCAUGCUGAAUUUUAUCGAAUGGAAUUUGAUGUAAGCAGUAUAUACUGACAUAAGAUACUAUUUUUUCAUCCAGAAAAAUCUUAUCAUUUAUGAAUAUUUCAAUAUUUUAGAAAGUAUGCAUCCCCACAUUCUUUUUUGUUCUUUCACAACCCUCUUAUUAAUUUGAUUGGAAUUUACCAGCUCUUGAAUGAGUGUAUCAACAGGUCCGACUACUGUAUAUACUCCGUACAGAGUCAGCUUUUUCGACGUCCAUUUCAUUAGGGUGUAUUUUCAUGAGUCGCUUUUUGGACGUCCAUAUAUAACAAAAUGUUAUUAUGAAUUAAUUUAUGUUGAUGAAUUUCUCUGAGAAAUAUUCGAAAACGGAAACAUGAUUCAAAACAGAAACUGUUCUUAUAUUGGAACAUUGAACAACAAACCCUAACUAGAACAUUUGAAAGAAACAAAUACGGCAUUGCAUCAUUUUAAUUCUUACGAUGAUUCCUAUUAAUUUGGAUCGGACUAAACCGGAAAAAUGCGAAAUUUUAGCGGGAAAAGAUCUGGAAUUGAGGAGUUCCUAUGAUAUCGUUUCAGUGUUGUUGUGAGAGUGUAGGUAUAAGAAAGUGCAAGAUGAACCGCCACCUAACCAGAGCACGAAAAAUUUUAUCGAGCGCAUUGGGUAAGUAGCUAUUUUAUUAUAAUUUCGGAAAACAUAUAAUAAUAACAUAUAAUAGGAGAGUAAUAUUAUGUAAUACCAACAGAGACCAAAUUCUAUAGUCUAUACCCAAAGUUUCUCGAUUUUAAUAUGGAAAUAGGCAAUAAAUAUUGCUUAGCAAUUUCGCGGAAGACGUUUUAUCGAAAUUUUGAAAUAUAACAAUCGAGAAAUUUCACCUGCUGAGAUUUUAUCUCGAGUGGUAUUCGGAAACACUAUACAUGGAAAAAUUAUUCGCAAAGUAAUAUGAUCACUUUCGACAAAUUUUCAUUUCCUAAACUAUUUUGAAUUUGGAGAAAUGACCAAAUAAUGGCUAAACGAAGUUGUUAGUCUAGCCGGCUUGCAUCGUCUUUCAUUUUCUAAAUAAAAAUGGAAUGAGAAUGUCUAAUUACUGAAGAAUGAAAGGAUAAUUUUCACAUCAUAUUUUUCUUUUUCGGAACUUUUUUUUCAUUUUGGCUUUGCACUUCUUUAGGAGAACGAGAAGCAGACCUAAAAAUGAAUGAAGAAUUGAAAAACAAUUCAUGGAGAAAGUUUUGUAAUGUUGACCCUAAAGAAUCUUUCAAAAACUCUGACUUUGAAGUACCAAAAGAGAUGGAAUUUGUUGAAAAAAUCCCAGAGAAUGAAAAUGAGGCAGAUGAUGCUGGAGUCCAAGAAAACUUGUCUUAUUCUUUAUCCUUUUCGGAUUUAGACGUUGACUACGUUCCGUCCAGUUUUGAGAUCUCGAAUGAGGAUAAUUGCAAUUCCCAGGAUUCAGAUAUACCAGUUGAAAUACUUAAUUUCGACACGACCUCUGAAGCAAAGGACUUGGGAAUUAUGGAAAAAGAAAAAAAUAUGAAACAGAAAAAAAUAUAUAAAAAGAAGGCACCUGAGAGGGACAAUUGCUACUUUUGUGAGACUGAGGUUCUUAAUUUUAGUAGACACAUUGCAAGAUGUCACUCAGCUGAGAUAGAGGUGCAGCGAUUACUUGCGAAGCCUGUGAAGAGUAAGGAAAGAAAAAAUCUAAUAACGAGCCUAAGAAAAAAAGGAAAUUAUUUGAGAAAUUCCGAGGUAUGUUCCAAGCCGAUGAAAAAACCACCAGGUGGAGAUACCAGUGAAUAUUUGCCUUGCCUUUACUGUCUCGGAUUUUACUCUCGUAAGCAGUUGUGGCGACACAAGAAGAGGUGCACAGAAAAUCCUCACUUGGAGAAUAACAUAAGCUCCACUUCAGCAUUAUACUUCAAAAAUCAUAAAACAGAUCCUGAUUUACGUGACAAAGUAUUUCCUAGAAUGAGGCCUGAUAAAGUGUCUAUAGUUGCCCAACAAGAUGCACUUAUUUGUGCUUUUGGGUCACGUUAUUUGAGGGUUCACCGAGAGAAGCAUUUCAGAAAUGUGACUUCAAGAAAAAUUAGGGAACUCUCCCGAUUAUUAAUCGAAGCCAAGAAACUCGAUAAAUCAAUCAACACAAUGAUGGAUAUGCUCCAACCUAAAUAUUAUGACACAGUUGUAACAGCUACCAAACUUUGUACUAAGUAUGAUAAGUCUACAGAAUGUUUUCUGUCGCCAACAUUCGCCAUGAACAUAGCAACUUCAUUAAAGCAAUGUUGUGACUUGGCAAUAGUAUUCGCUCUAAAAAGAAAACAUAUUUAUGCAACGGUAUCUGCAGCAAACGCUGAAUCGGCAAUAAAAACUUUCGCACAGCUCAUUGAAGCCAACUGGAGGUAUGAUAUUUCAACCGUUGCAUCGAAUAAUCUGCACAUAAAAAGAUGGAAUAAAAUAACCAUCAUACCCUUAGCCAAAGACUUGAAACUGAUGAAAAAUUACCUGACUACUGAAGCUGAUAAAUCCAAACAAAAAUUAAGUAGUGAAAAUGAAAACAAAUCGGCAUACAAAGUUUUAACUGAAACUGUCUAUUGUAGGGUGUUAUUACUUAAUAGAAAGAGGCCAGGAGAAUUACAGAGACUAUUAAUCGAUUUAUAUAAUCAAUCAUCCAAAAGACAAAAUUAUGAAGAAUUUUCCGAUGCUAUUUCACCUACGGAAAAAAUUUUAAUGAAUCGAUUCAAGAGAAUAAGAUAAUAAGAGGAAAGAGAAAUCGCGGCGUUCCUGUCCUAUUCAGCACAGAAGUUCAGAAAGACAUCUCAAUAAUGAAUGAAAUAAGACACAAAUAUGUCAGAGAGGAAAACAGAUUUUUAUUCGCCCUUCCUGACAGCGAUUCACAUAUCGUGGGUUAUAAGGUUCUGGCGAAAUAUGCAAAAGCCUGUGGGGCAGAAAGACACGAUGCACUUACAUCUACGAGACUAAGGAAGCACCUAGCCACCCUAUCACAGAUAUUCAGCAUGACGGAUUCGGACUUGGAGCAAUUAUCAACAUUUAUGGGACACACUCCUGGAACCCAUAAGAAUUCUUAUAGAUUGCCUGAUGACGUUUACCAAUCAUCUAAAAUUGUGAAAAUUUUGCUCCUCAUGGAACAAGGUAAUGUAUUUGAAACACAUAACUCAUUGAAAAUAUUAUUGCAACUAUUAGUAAGCCAAUACUAAAUUGGUCAAUUAUCUUAUCAUUGCAGUUCAGAAAUCACUUACGAAACAAUCUCUACGUGGAAUUUUAUUAUUUUAUCCCAAAAAUAGUAUUAUAUAAUACAGUACUUCUCACAUGGCAACAUGAUUGAAGAAGAAAUGAUGUUAAAGAAAGAAUUGAUCUAUACCUACCAUGCAUGCAUAAGCAUAUUUGUAAAAUAAUGAUGAUUAAUAUUGUUGGUGGUGAAUUAAUGUAUUUGCUAUCAGAAUGAAAAUAAUGAGAGCUUUUCAGAGCAAUUUGAAUUUAAAAAAAAUUUCAUGGAUUUUUUGUUGUAAGUUGUGUGUACCGUUUAUCUUCAAUUCCCAAAAAAAAAGCACUAAAAGAGCGCGAAUAAACUAUUUUCAUUCUGAAACCAGGUGAGGUAAACGAGUAGUAACCCAAUUUCGAAACAAAAUAGUCAUAUCUGAGAUUGUUUAUUGAAUUCUUUUACUAAGCGAGAUAUGUCAGACUCAGAUUCUGUCCUCUUUUCGAUUUUGCUCUGAAGUUCUGUAUCUAGUAUAGUGUCUACAAUUUUGCCAGAUUUUCGAAAGAUUAUCAUCCUUCAAAUCAGUUAAUUUGGUUUAUGAAUUUGAAAUACUCAAACAUUUUCGCAUUGAAAAAAUUUCAUUCGGAUGAUUAAAAACCGAUUCAAUGGAAUUCAUUCAUUCAUUUUGUUAAAUCUAGACGCAUUAGCCCAGAUUAAUAAACUUCAGAGCUAAAUUCAUACAAGAAUUAUAUAGCAUGU
This is a messenger RNA of Harmonia axyridis, 5718 nucleotides long. RefSeq lists its product as uncharacterized. The transcript has 4 exons. The record is from RefSeq and is a predicted model, not a curated record. NCBI's taxonomy places the organism in Eukaryota, Metazoa, Arthropoda, Insecta, Coleoptera, Coccinellidae. The coding region runs from base 2940 to 4496 and encodes 518 amino acids.